AUGGAGAAAUCGGUCAAAACUCAUAUACCAGCGGUCGCCAAAGACAUUCCUGCAUUGGAUCUCGAAUAUACAGAUCAAUGCAAGGAAAAUACACCAAAAGAGCACACCGCAGAAGAAACGGAGCCAGAGCGCGGGAACUGGACUGGCCGAUUCGACUUUCUUUUAUCUUUGUUGGGCUACAGUGUGGGCUUGGGCAACGUAUGGAGGUUCCCUUAUCUCUGCUACAAUAACGGAGGAGGCGCAUUUCUGAUUCCUUUCACGAUAAUGCUGAUAAUAGCUGGUUUGCCGUUGAUGUUCAUGGAGCUUUCCUUUGGUCAAUACGCCGCACUCGGACCGGUUGCAGUCUACAACAGAUUCUGUCCUUUGUUCCGUGGACUCGGAUACGGGAUGGUUAUCGUCUCAAGUAUCGUCAUGCUCUACUACAAUCUCAUUAUAGCGUGGACUAUCUAUUACAUGGCUGUAUCGUUCGCGAGUAUCUUCUAUCAAUUGCCUUGGCAGAAUUGCAACGCUGAAUGGAGCACUGAAUUUUGUUAUUCAUACGAAGAAGCCGAUGAAUGUGAAGCAAUAAACGGAACUUAUUAUUUAAGACAAUGUGUCAAUCAAAGUUAUGCAGCCCUCCACAAUAUUACUCACCUCGCCAAAGUUGUAUUAAGAAAACCUCCCGCUGAAGAAUAUUUUACAAACCAAGUUUUAGGACUAUCCUCGGGGAUUGAGGAAACUGGCCAAAUACGAUUAGGCAUGGCUUUGUGUCUGUUCGCUGCCUGGUUAAUCGUAUUUCUCUGCCUGUUUAAAGGAGUCCAAUCAUCAGGAAAGGUAGUAUAUUUCACUGCACUGUUUCCAUAUGUGGUGCUGGUUAUCCUAUUCUUUCGUGGCGUAACUUUACCGGGAGCGUCUACUGGAAUCUUGUUUUAUCUUACCCCCGAUUUUAGCCAGUUGGCUAACGCACAGGUAUGGGGAGACGCAGCAGUUCAGAUAUUCUUCGCGCUCAGUCCUGCUUGGGGAGGUCUCAUAACACUUUCAUCAUACAAUAAGUUCUCCAAUAACUGUUAUAUAGACUCCCUAAUCGUGGCAGUAUCGAAUAUAGCUACUUCAUUCUUUGCGGGGCUCGUCAUAUUCUCUGUGAUCGGUUUUUUGGCACACGAAUUGAACGUUGGCGUGGAUCGCGUCGUAGAUCAGGGAGCUGGGCUCGCUUUCAUCGUGUACCCGGAGGUUGUCACCAGGCUUCCAGUGGCGCCCCUCUGGUCUAUAUUGUUUUUUGUGAUGUUACUGACACUUGGUCUCGAUUCACAGUUUGCCCUAAUGGAAACCGUGACAACUGCAAUUCUGGAUAGAUUCCCUAACUUCCGACAGAACAAAGCGUGGGUUGUUCUGCUUGUCGCUGUCUUUGGAUAUAUCGGCGGGCUUAUAUUUACCACCAAUAGUGGCAUGUACUGGCUGCAGCUGAUGGACAAAUACGCGGCCAACUGGUCGGUGCUAAUAAUUGCGAUCGGCGAGUGCAUACUGAUUGCUUGGAUUUACGGCGCGGAAAAGUUUUGUGGAGAUAUUCAACGCAUGAUCGGCCGCCAGUCCAAACUCUGGGUCUUCUUCUGGAGCACAAUGUGGCGUAUCAUCACACCCGCUGCUCUGGUGUUUAUUCUAGUGUUCAACUGGAUCGAAUAUAAGCCGGCGACAUACGGUCAUUACGUGUAUCCUAUGUGGGCGGACGCGGUGGGCUGGACUUUGGGAGUUCUACCAGUUGUCGUUGUGGUGCUUAUGGCCGUUGAUAAGAUCUGCAGCGGACCUGAUGACCUUACAAUAAUGGAGAAAGCGCGCGUGCUGUCGCGGCCGACGGAUGAGUGGGGCCCGGCGGGCGCGUCGGUGCUGGUGCGCGAGCCGCAGCUGUCGCCGCCCGUGCUGCUGCUGCACGGCCGCCCCGUGCUGCGCGAGCGCGGCGCCUGA
Parnassius mnemosyne (clouded apollo) is the source of this 1938-nucleotide messenger RNA. The record is from the annotation of a GenBank genome assembly. NCBI's taxonomy places the organism in Eukaryota, Metazoa, Arthropoda, Insecta, Lepidoptera, Papilionidae.